This is a messenger RNA of Arachis ipaensis, 1170 nucleotides long. NCBI's taxonomy places the organism in Eukaryota, Viridiplantae, Streptophyta, Magnoliopsida, Fabales, Fabaceae. The record is from RefSeq and is a predicted model, not a curated record.
UACUCGCCACCGGGUUCGUCCAUAUGCUAUCAGACGCUACUGAUGCGCUGAACAACCCGUGCUUACCAACGUCACCGUGGCACAAGUUUCCGUUCACGGGGUUCUUCGCUAUGACGGCGGCUCUCUUGACGCUGCUGCUUGAUUUCGUGGGGACUCAGUACUACGAGCGGAAGCAAGGGGUGAACCGUGCGGUGGAGGAGCAGGCGCGAGUCGGAACUUCGGAAUCCGGCGUAGAAGACGGGAUCGUGGAGGCGAAGGAUUGGAGUGGGAAGGUUUUUGGAGAAGAAGAGAAGGGUGGAAUGCACAUCGUGGGAAUGCACGCGCACGCUGCUCACCAUAGACAUAACCACCCCCAUGGCCAGGAUGCUUGCCAUGGCAUUGGUGGCGGCGUCAGGCCCCACGACCACGGCCAUGUCCACGGCACGCAUGAGGAGGAGGAUAGUGACGUCCGCCACGUGGUUGUUUCUCAGGUGCUGGAGCUUGGAAUAGUGUCGCACUCAGUGAUAAUUGGGUUGUCUCUGGGGGUUUCACAGAGCCCAUGCACCAUAAGACCCUUAAUUGCAGCAUUGUCUUUUCACCAAUUCUUUGAAGGGUUUGCACUGGGAGGGUGCAUCUCCCAGGCACAAUUCAAGACCUCAUCCGCAACAAUAAUGGCUUGUUUCUUUGCACUGACCACACCCACCGGUGUUGGGAUCGGAACCGCAAUCGCGUCGGUGUAUAACCCUCACAGUGCGGGUGCACUGGUCACGGAGGGCAUACUGGACUCUUUGUCAGCAGGGAUAUUGGUGUACAUGGCGUUAGUGGACUUGAUAGCGGCAGAUUUUCUUAGCAAAAGAAUGAGUUGUAAUUUUAGGCUGCAGAUAGUAUCUUACUGUAUGCUUUUUCUUGGGGCUGGAUUGAUGUCUUCGCUCGCAAUCUGGGCUUGACAAUGAUUCAAUCUGAUCCUUCUUCCGUUAUACCUGUAAACUAGUAGUACGUCGAUCAAUAACUCAUAUCAUACCACCACUUUUUUGUUUUCCUUUCUGUGUUACUUUGGUUUCUCUUUACCUUCCUUCUCUGCCUUUACGUACAAACUGAAAAAUGUGUAACCACUGUAACACGGAAACUCAAGAAAAAUACUGUAGUCUGGUUAUUGGACUGAAGAAUUCACAAAUCUGUGCAUUAGUGUUU